Molecule: messenger RNA, 7114 nt
Organism: Seminavis robusta
Lineage: Eukaryota; Bacillariophyta; Bacillariophyceae; Naviculales; Naviculaceae
Source: the annotation of a GenBank genome assembly
ACAGCUUCAUCGCACCCUUUUUUAAAGGAGCUAAGAGGGCCCAAAUUGUUAUUGGUUGAGUGGCACGAAUGUCCAACGAUGACACUUCUGGAAUAGGCCAAGACCCCAUCCAUUAAAUAGCAAAUACCACGUCAUCGGAUGCGGAGGUAAGUUAGCCUUUGCCACAAGCCUCGUGUCUCCAGCUCCCGUCCUUCUCGUUUAUCUCUCCAAGUUUUUUUCUCGCUCUUCUCUCCCGCCCAACUAUUACACUCCCAAGCCCUUGGCGCGUUGUUGGUUGUCCCGUUGGUUAGUGGAUAGUACUAGUAGCAACUCUUUUCGACUUUGCUUACUUUGGCAACUUCCUUGACACAGCCUCUCUGUGACACCAGGAUACUAGUAUAGGAUACUAGUAUACCCAAAGCUACCGUUCCCUCCAUCCAUCCAUCCAUCCCCAAGGUUUAGUGUGGACCAUUGCAAAUGACAGGAACAUUAGACAUGGAGGAUAGUUUGUCAGUUUCGCAAGAAGGCUCCAGCAGUUUUGCUGAUGAACACUCUAUGGACGCAGAUACCAUUGACUAUGACGGUCUAGGCAAUGACUCGAGCCAUGGGACCAACAACCACAAUGCUACCAGUUCCAGAAGAACCCACUUCGAUGUGGAAGACAACGACAAGAAGGUCAAGAAGGACAAGAAGGGCGACAAGCCCAUGCUAGCCAAUGGCAAGAAGAUCUCCAGCACGUUCCGUUGGAAGCUCUUUGUUAUCUUUCUCAUGUUUGUCAAUACUUCCAUUGUGGUGAUUGCUACCAGUGUUUACCUUGACAACGAUGCAGGCAGAGAGUUUGAAAGAGCGUUUAACAAUGCUGCCAUGACAGUGGCUGAUGGAGUGCAUCAUGAAAUGCAGGGAGUCACAGACAGUCUACAAGUGCUUGGAGAGACAAUUACAUCAUACUGCCAAGACACCAACACCCAAUGGCCUUAUGUGACUCUGCCAAACUUUGAGCAACGAGUCACAUCCAUUCGAAAGAGCUCCGUCUUGAACAUUAUGGGCUUUCUGCCCCUCAUUGAUACAGAGGAACGGACCUCCUGGGAGGGCUAUUCCGCAGAGAAUCAGAUCUGGAUACAGGACAGCUACAAUGCACUCUUGGCUGCCAGACUGGCUGAGCUUGCAGCCCAAGAGGCAUCCUUCUCGGAAGAACCAACCACAACAGAUAUCAACGACAAUACCCUGGACGACAACACCAGCAACAACGUCACGAAUCGGUCCGCGGGAACAGAGUAUUCCAUUUCACCCGAGAUUGUCGUCUCCACAACUGGACAGUACAAUCUAGACCCUACCGAAGGUCCGUUUGCUCCACUCUGGCAGUUAUCUCCUCCACCACCUCCUUCCAAGGCUGCAGUCAUCAACACGGAUCUCAUGUCCAGUGACAGUUUCUAUCUCCUCUUUCAAGCCUUCCUGAGAGGUCAAGCGCCGUCCGAAUUCGCCAUUUCCCAUGUCGUUCCCAUGUCCCUCUAUAGUGCCAGCAGUACAAACGACGCUGUCGAUGCUGCCGAACACGAUGUCACCAAUCCACAGUCGUCGAAUGAAACCACUGAUUUUGCAGCGUCACCACAGAGCUUUCUAUUCCAUCCCAUUCAUACUUCCUACAUUCAGCAUCACGAGGAUCCGAUACAAGCAUUUGCUAUGGGCAUUCUGCCUUGGGAAGACUUCUUCUCUGAUCUACUCCCAGACGACAUUAGUGGGAUUGUGUGCGUCUUGCGCAAUCCCUGUGAUGCCCAAGCACAUUCCUUCCUCCUCCAAGGACGAAACGCAACCUUUUUGGGACGGGGAGACCUUCACGACACGCAAUACGAGGCUUCCAAGCACCAACCCAUCUUGACAGAAACAGUCUCGUAUGGGGUUGUCUACACAGAGGAGGACCAGCGACACUCGAGUCGACAAGUCUCGCCCUGUCACUACACCAUCGACAUUUACCCGUCGGCGGAGUUUAGUUCCGAGAUUCAUUCCAAACACGCCGUCAUGUUUACGUUGUCCAUUGCCGGUGUCUUUAUCGGGACUGGUUUGAUCUUUCUGGCAUAUGUAUACUUGAUCGGGAAUCGUCAAAACAAGGUCAUGGCCAUUGCCAUGAGUACCAGUGCCAUCGUCUCGAGUUUGUUCCCCAGCACGGUACGGGAUCGUAUCCUCCAAGAAGCCCAGGCCGAAGUCAAAGUACGCAUGUCCGACAAGAGCAAGGGACGAGCUGCCGCGCUUCGUAGCAGUCGACGGAAUUCUCUCAAGCAGAUUCAAGAAAAGCGAAAAGAAAAGCGAUCCAAACCCAAUGCAGACCUGUUUCCAGAAACAACUGUCCUGUUUGCUGAUAUAGUCGGUUUCACAGCAUGGUCCAGCGUCCGCGAGCCCACGCAGGUUUUUGAACUGCUCGAGACAAUCUACCAUAGCUUUGAUGAGAUUGCUCGACGAAGGAAGGUCUUUAAAGUCGAGACUAUCGGCGAUUGUUACGUAGCCGCUACAGGCUUGCCCGAGCCAUGCAAGGAGCAUGCCGUAAACAUGUGCAGAUUUGCGAGGGACUGUUUGUAUGUCAUGGAAAUCCUGACGAAGAAGCUCGAGGUCAAGCUAGGGCCAGAUACUGGGGAGCUGUCAAUGCGAUUUGGGCUUCAUAGUGGUGCUGUAACGGCUGGAGUGCUGAGAGGAGAGAGGUCGAGGUUCCAGCUGUUUGGCGACACUGUCAAUACCGCCGCCCGAAUGGAAUCAAACGGGAAGCGGGAAAAGAUUCACAUAUCCGAGCAAACUGCAGAGCAGCUCAUAAAAUCAGGCAAAGAAGACUGGUUCGAAGCUCGUGAAGACAAGAUCAUUGCAAAGGGUAAAGGAGAGCUUCAAACGUACUGGCUGCAUAACAAGAAGGUCGCCGCGCCCAUGUCAGAAAUCAGCGACGGGGAAGACAGCAGCGUCGAUAUAGAUUAUGACUGGCUGGAUCUUCCCACAGAGCUGUUUGAUUCGAACCGAAGUAAGAUGUGCCUGGGGACUAACGAAAUCCGACAAUGCCUGUCCGAACAGAAUCAACGCCUUGCAGACUGGAACUGCAAUCAGCUCGCGAUGCUCUUGAGCAAUUUGGUGGCCCAUAGAAAGAUUGUUUUGGAGCAUAAUUUUGCCAACGGUACUUCGAACCAAGAAUAUGAAGAGUCGUACAUGCGCAAUGCCCACGUUGGCGUUGGUGACUCUGGAAGCAUUCUGAAGGAAGCAGGGAACACAGUCGACAUGCCUCUUUACGAUGCGAAGGCCUUCGUGGAGAUUGAUGACAUGCCCGUGAACCUUAAUGAACGCGUUCAGCAGCAACUGCAAGACUACGUGUCGAUCAUCUGCUCCAUGUACAUCGACCACCCAUUCCAUUCGUAUCAGCAUGCCUCUCACUGCACCAUGAACAUAAUCAAGCUUCUGUCGAAUCUUGCAGCAUCCCCAAAUCACACAAGCUUCGCACACGACGAGAGCAGCGGAAGGCCAUGUGCCACCCGAGACGAGGAACAAGGCAGAUUUUUGUAUGAGAAAACUUUCGGUAUUUCGGCUGAUCCGAUGACGCACUUUGCACUUGCAUUCGCGAUUUUGAUUCAUGAUGCUGACCACCCUGGAGUUCCUAACAGUACCUUAGUAAGGGAAAAUGGUCGCUUGUCAAGGAUUUUCGAGAAGAGAAGCAUCGCAGAACAGAACAGUUUCCAGUGCGCUUGGGAUUUACUAAUGGACCCUGGAUUCGAAGAGUUGCGUGAAGCAAUCUACGCCAGCAAUGAAGAGUACCACCGUUUCAGGCAAAUCGUCGUUAACGCCGUUGUCGCGACUGACCUGUUUGACGAGGAGCUGAAUGUAGCACGCCAGCAACGCUGGGACGAAGCAUUCCCCAAGUUAAAUCAAAAGAUUCCGCUUCCAGAAUCAAGCCUAGGAGACAUUAGAGACAUGGCGGAUCGCAAAGCAACUGUUGUACUGGAACUAAUGGUUCAGGCCAGUGAUGUGGCGCACACAAUGCAGCAUUGGCAUGUUUACCAAAAGUGGAAUCAGCGACUCUUUCAUGAACAGCUGAAGGCGCACAAAGCAGGAAGAUUGGAAGAGGAUCCGUGCGAUUACUGGUAUCAGGGUGAGCUCGACUUCUUCGAUACUACCGUGAUCCCCUUGGCAAAGAAAUUGAGGUCUUCUGGGGCUUUCGAGGUCUGCUUUGACGAAUACUUGGCAUGCGCUAGGCAGAAUAGAACUGAGUGGCAGCGGAGGGGGCAGGAAAUCGUGAGCGAGAUGGAAAAGACUUUUGAAGCAAUCGCCAUGGGAGCACUAUCGAGUCGUAUGGAUCUACUAGAUGAUGAAACCACACUGCAUGAUGAUGACACCACAGAUGACCCCUACAAACGGGUGUAAUAAAUAUUCAUUGAAAACUUAAAAAUACUUUUCUGAUGACAACAGCGAAGAAAGAUAGCUAGCUAGUAAUGACCGGCAUUCCCAGAGAAAAGAUGUGUUGCGGCGAAAACAGACAUGACACCAGCCGGCGUACUGUGCACAGUCUAUUAGCUACGGUGGGACAAGGUUUGAAACUACAUGGCCAUCAGGAGACUCAUCAACAGCGGUUUUCCCAAAAAGGCCUGUUGUUGUUCAGGGCUGACGGGACCCUUCAUUUCUAGCUUGGAUUCUCGUUCAGUAGCCCUGGCAAUGGCCGUGAUUAAUCCUCUGUGCUUGGCCAUUGUUUGUCGGUUUGAAUGCUCUGUAGCCAACCUGGCAAUUGCUCGAAUGGCUGAAUCUUGCAUUUCCGUUAGCAAGUUGUGCUCUUCUGUCAGUGUGGAACUGCCACUAUGUUGAUGUCUGUCUGACGACGGGACAACGCUACAAGAAGCACCAUGAAUGAGUGCCUCUAGAAUCUCCUCAUUGCACAUAAUCUUGCGAUUGAUAUUUUCGUUGGCCAAGUGCAUAAUGGCCCGGGUGGCAUUGUCCCGUUCCUUCAAGGAUGGUUUGAAGCACAUCCCUGCCAACUUGGACAAAACUCCGGGAUGUCUCGCCAUACCCUCUCGGCAUUGAGGGUCUCUAGCACGCAACCGAAAGACGGCCGAUAUAUUGUUAUCGACUCGAGUAUCCGCUGCAAUGACCAACGCAUCCAGCACGGCAGAGUGGGUGGGAGACUGACCGUUCUUGACUCCUGAUGCAAUCUUGGUGAGAGCCAGACAGGCCCUUGACUGAAUCUCUUCGUCUGUUUCUUCGUGAAUGGCCACAUGAGCCAGUGUGUAGAGCAGCGCUGGUUGCUUGGCCAUUUGGUCCGCCGUCGCUUCGCAGGCGAGAUUGGUAAGAGCACCUCCUGCACGACGCCGCGCUUUUUGAUUGGGGUCUCGGUCCAGGACUUUCAACAGUGCUUCUAAUACCAAUCCGUCUUGAAAGUUGACCAACCGUAGUCGAUUCGCCUUGGGAAAGGCUAGAUUUUGGAGGGUGGUGGUGGCACUUUCGCGAAUCGAUGUAACCUUUUCCGAUACCACCAUGACUGUCAGUACCUUGAGCACAUAACCAUGGUUAGCUAGUGGCACUUGAUUGGCCGGCGCCGAGGCUAGAUCCAUCAAUGCAAUGGUAGAAAAUUCUCUGGUGGCAUCGACUGGGUCCAAGUGAGCAAUUUUGAGCAAGCUCGUGAGCAAUCCCUUGUGCGCAUACAUCAGGACUUUGUUGUCUUCCGCAUUGGCUAGAUUGGCAAUGAUCCGUACACGAACAUUGCGACUGGGAACAUUGAGGGGUGAUGUUGCCACCCGCCGUAAUGCAUCCAACAAGCCCGGUUGUCGGGCCAGUGAUACUCGGAGUUCCGGUAUCCGACUCCAGUAAUGAAAUGUCUUGGUAAUGUUGAGUAUGAUCUCAUCCGGAAAUCUGACUUUUGACUGUUCACAGCGAUCAAGCAGUCGAAGUAGAGGAGGCAUCAUGGCAGGAGCAUUGACAUGAAAGGCCUCCUUAACAUAUUUGGCCCCUCCUCGAAAUGCCAUUUCCAUGGCUGAACAAAUCAUGCGUAUCGCAUCAUGAUGGUCGGUCAUGGACAACUUUUGUGCCAGAACUCCAAUUGCACCAUAGUAUAAUUCUGCAUUGUGUUUAAUAGUGUCACUGUGGUCAAAUUCUGUAAUGAUAACAGUUAAGGCCGUCAAAGUAGAUUCUUCAUCUUCCGCCCCAUUCAAGUCUGUCAACAACAAACAAGUUGAGACACCACAGAACGUCUCGAAGGAUCCACACAACUUAAUUCAGGGAACAAUUUCUUACCAUCAAUCACUUUCUUGGUCUUUUUUCCAUCUCUCAAGUAGGGAUUCCUAGAUCCUGUUCCGAUAGAAGAUGUAUUGGAUCCUCCACCGGCACUACGAGCUUGUGACUCGACUCCCGACAUCCACGAGGUUUCAUCAUCACUGAUGCGAGAAACGGAUGCAUUGGCUCCAGUGACAUAACUGGGGACUGUUGCCGAUGUGACAGAUCGAUAAUCCGUCAUGGUGGCAGUGCUUUGUUGCGAGGAAACCGAUCUAGCACGCGAAGAGCCACGAGUACGCUGAUGACGCGAUGGUGAAAAACGUCGUCUGCGAUGCUGCUGCAAGGAACUACCGCUGCCAGUCCCAUCUGGCUGUCGUGGAUGAGAUGGCAACGAAGAAUGGUACUGAUGAGGGGAAUGAUGACGAUGAUUGCUGCCGUAGUGGUGCGAUAAUGGAGGUAGAUGGUGUGCACUACUCAAGGGAUCUGGGUCGAGCAUGUAUUGCUGAGGAUGAUGUUGGUUAAAGGAGGGGUCAUUCUGUUGCUGUUGUUGCUGCUGAAACUGUUGUUGCCUUCUACUGGAGUUACUAGUGGAAGCAUUAUUUCGUUGGCGACGAUACUGAAAUAGCUCUCUCAUUUCUUACUGGAAAACAAGAGAGGUGUGAUGUUGACUCGGAGUGGGAGAAUCGGAAUGGGAGUAUCUUCUCUUGUAACUCUUUCUUAACUUCUUCAAAUGAGUAUGUUGCCUACCUCAUGCAAUGAAUGGAGCUACUGUACACGGCUCUGGAUGAUACGUAUCUGCAUCCGUUGCACUGGCACUCGCAAGAAUCCAGUGGGAGCAAACAUCGAGCACCGAAACUGAGAUAUCGACAUCGUGGAAUGUUCCGCAAGUGAAAUCGUGCCGUUGGAACUCCCA